AUGCGAUUGUGCCGUCCGACGGUCCACGUGGACACCUCCCCUCUCAAAUUCAAUCCCUGCGACCUCCUUUUCAGCGAGGACCUGUUCGACGAUCCAACCGCCGCCGCCGGUCUCCCCCGCUUCCUCAGCAGCCAAUCGAAUCCCUCUGUCGUGGAUCCCUUCGAUCUUAGCUACCGCAACAGAUUUCUCCUCCAGCACCCUACCGACUCGCUCGGCCUCACAGGCCUUCUCGUCCUCCCCCAAUCAUUUGGGUAUUUUGGCUGCACACACGCGCGCAGGCGCGCACACAAAUCUCUUUGUUUUUAUGAAUGUAUUUGGAAAUUGCUGAUUGAUGUUUCUCCUCACUUACGUGUCGGGGGGCGAUACGAUUUUAUUGUGGAGCAUGAUGUGAAAGAACUUGGUGCACACACCUUGGUGUGCACUGCACUUUACACUGAUGGUGGAAAUGAGAGGAAGUAUCUCCCACAGUUUUUCAAGUUUGUAGUUUCUAACCCCAUCUCAGUACGGACAAAGGUACUCUUUAUUAUAAGAUAUCCAUGUCAU
Molecule: messenger RNA, 543 nt
Organism: Striga hermonthica
Lineage: Eukaryota; Viridiplantae; Streptophyta; Magnoliopsida; Lamiales; Orobanchaceae
Source: the annotation of a GenBank genome assembly